Molecule: messenger RNA, 1733 nt
Organism: Brassica oleracea var. oleracea
Lineage: Eukaryota; Viridiplantae; Streptophyta; Magnoliopsida; Brassicales; Brassicaceae
Product: putative ubiquitin-conjugating enzyme E2 38
Exons: 6
Coding region: 73-1599 (508 amino acids)
Molecular function (GO): ubiquitin conjugating enzyme activity
Source: RefSeq, a predicted model, not a curated record
UUGGACUCUCGUUUUGUUAUAAAAAGAGAGCAUUCAAAGGGGUUUUUGAUAAAAUCUUCAAAAAAAUAUAAUAUGGAGCCCGACGUGGUGGAGAUCGCUCCUCCUCUGUUCCCUUCCGGUUCAAGAACUCGUAAACCCAGAAAGGCUGUGAUUCCUGAAGUGAUCGAUGUGGAGCAAUACGAGUUCCGCAGUGGUGGUGUUGUUAACAACAACAAUAAUGGUGUUAUAGAUGUGAAGAACAAAGGGAAAGCUAUACAAGAUGGGUCCUUUUAUGAUUAUAACCUCUUUAAUCAUGUCGAUAAUGGAAUGAUGCCUGUUGACAUUGACGACUACUCCAUGUUUCAAGCCGUUCUAAACUCUCAGGACUUCCCAACCGAUGUAGAAGUGUUCAUGUCCACUACUCAGCCUUGGGGGUUUCCAAAUUCGAAGGGAAGUAGAAGCAGCUCGACGGAAGCUGUUUGGAACACAUCUAUGGAGACUCCUCAGUCAUGGGAUUUCUUCUCUGGUUUGGCUUUCCCUCAAACUAGCAGCUACUCUUCGGUUUCAUCAUCCACUAUGGUUCUACCUCAGGCUCCUGAUAUAGUGAUGGUGCCAGCUCCUCCUCCUUCAAGAUCUUUUAAACUUGAUGGUUCUGGUAGCUCUUCCAAGACUCUAGCGGCUGAGGUUGUUCCUUCAGCUCAGGCUGACUUUCUGAAGAGCUUCAAAAGGUUUGAAACUGUUGAAGACUUCUCAGACCAUCACUAUGCUUCUAAGGGGAAAGCUUCAAAGCAGCACUCAAAGAAUUGGGUGAAGAAGGUUCAAGCAGAUUGGCAGAUUCUUGAGAAUGAUUUGCCAGAGACUAUAUUUGUGAGAGCCUGUGAAUCAAGAAUGGAUCUUUUGAGAGCUGUGAUUAUUGGAGCAGAAGGAACUCCAUACCAUGACGGUCUUUUCUUUUUCGAUAUUCAGUUCCCUGAUAGCUAUCCUUCAGCACCACCAAAAGUUCAUUACCAUUCUGGUGGGCUUAGAAUCAACCCUAAUCUAUACAACUGUGGUAAAGUAUGUUUGAGUCUUCUCGGUACAUGGACUGGUAACUCAAGGGAGAAAUGGCUCCCAAAGGAGUCCACAAUGUUACAGCUUCUUGUCUCAAUCCAAGCUCUCAUCUUGAAUCAAAAACCAUACUUCAACGAACCUGGCUACGAGAUGACCAUGGGGACUCCAUCAGGCGAGGCUCAUUCCAAAGUUUACAGUGAGAACGUGUUCAUAUUGUCGUUGAGGACCAUGGUUUACAGCAUGAGAAACCCACCCAAGCACUUUGAAGAGUUUGUUCGUAGCCAUUACUUUGUGAGGGCACUUGACAUAGUGAAAGCGUGCAAUGCUUAUAAAGACGGAGCUCCCGUUGCUUCUAUAGUGAAAGGUGGCGUCCAAGACAUUGAAGAGACUAGUGAGAGCGGUUCCAAGAAGUUUAGGAACGAUGUGGCUGCCUUUAUGAAGACAGUUGUGGAUGGACUCGUUAAGUUAGGAGUGAAGGAGCUUGAAGAAAAGCCCAAACCACUUCCUGAGAACAAUGCUAACGCAGAGAGUAUCAAAGGAAACCGUAAGAGAAGCAGAUCAGUUAGGUGAGCCAAAGCCACCAUUUUGUUUCUCAUGUGUUUCUAAUAAAUAAUAAUUUGGAAGUAGAGGGAAAUAGGAAAAGUAAUUUUUGUUGUUUUCCCCAUAUUUGUGAUAAUUUAUGUUAUGAUGAAUAUUAUUGAGAA